Pseudophryne corroboree (corroboree frog) is the source of this 1505-nucleotide messenger RNA. Its product is annotated as RING finger protein 227-like. The record is from RefSeq and is a predicted model, not a curated record. Gene Ontology annotation, biological process: protein ubiquitination. The coding region runs from base 13 to 402 and encodes 129 amino acids. The transcript is spliced from 2 exons. NCBI's taxonomy places the organism in Eukaryota, Metazoa, Chordata, Amphibia, Anura, Myobatrachidae. Gene Ontology annotation, molecular function: ubiquitin protein ligase activity.
CAGGCUGGCUGCAUGAUCACUCACACACCUACAGCAGCCAUGCUUACGGAUACACUGCCAGCAGCACUGCCCGACCUCGACAUGGCGGAGUGCGGCAUCUGCUACCAUGACUACGGCCAGGCUCGGAAGCCACGCCCCCUGCCCACCUGCCGCCACGUUCUCUGCUCCGUCUGCCUGGAUCACCUGACGGCCCAUAGCGGCGAGGUCACGUGCCCCUUCUGCCGCGCGUCGUCGCCGCUGCCUAGCGACGAGGAGGAGGGAGCCGGUGACGUGACGGGAAAGGGGCCAAUCAAGUGGCUGAAGAGGCUGUAUAGGAAGUCGAAGGCGGGCUCUCGUCGCAGAGCAUCUUUGGCAAACGAAGACAUUCGUGACAUAGCCCUGAUGAGCUCUUACUUCAUGUGAUCCUGCCAGCUGGAAGCUCUGCUUGUGAAUCCUACUCUCGGCUCGGUGCCAGCUGGGCCUCGAGGACAUUAAAGUCUGGAUGCAGAAAAGGUGUGAUAAGGCGGAUGUGGAAACCGCAGGCGAUUCACCCCACCACUGUUUGUUACAUUAAUGACUCAUCAGCUGGCGUUGUCUUCAGAGCCAUACACUGAGACGGCCUUAGAACAGUGCCUACAACCUGCUGCCUGCGGGUGACCUCUGUCUGGUGGUGAUACAACGCUACAAGUCCUGGCCAUUGGAUUGUCUUCUGCACUUCAUCUAUGAAGUGACUGUUACACAUGUUCCUACAGGGUCUUAAGCUGUUGCCUGUGGAUGGGGCAGACCCUUUUACCUCCACAAGCGUAUAGUUUGGGCUGAUUAUCCUGAUUUCCGAUUGUUUUAAUAUACAGUUAGACAAAUGAUAGGUUCAAUUUACUCCGUAUACUAUAAACGGAAUGACAGUAUUGAGAACAGCGACCCUGAACUGUAUAGGGCCCUACACACUUUGUGGUCUGGCCGAUUUUGGCCACAAAUGAUAUUGUUGGGCUUUUUUUAAUUCAUACACACUGGACGAUUUUUAUGGUUGAUUUGGAUAAGGCAUUACAUUACAUCAAUAUCGUCCAAAUUGGCUAGCAUGAAUCAACGAUUAUCGACCAACGAUGAACGACUGCAGGGACGCUCAUCGUUGAUGCAUCCACACUGGACGAUUUAUCGUUCAUUUUUGAACUAUCGUUCAUAUCGUCCUUCAAUAUCUCCAAGUGUGUAGGGCCCUUAAGAAUGGUUUCUGCAUCUAGGAAUCUCCUCGCCCAAAACCAGUGUGCAUUAUAUAAUCCCGGAGGGGACUGUAUAGCUCAAUGGUCUGUUAUGUUGCUUAUUACUGUGGUCGCUUCCUGUGACCCUCUCCAGCUGAGCGCGCUGGUGCUUUCUCUAAUUAUUAUGAACUAAAAAUAAUCUGUUAUACAAACUGUUAUACAAACAUCUCUUCCUACAGAUGCACUUUAUUUAUGUUUUUUUAUAUAUAUUUAUUUAUAUAUGGUUUAAAUAUGUUAAAGUCUAAUUUCGUAAUAAACUUUUUUUUAUCAAGA